Tauraco erythrolophus (red-crested turaco) is the source of this 2069-nucleotide messenger RNA. Lineage: Eukaryota; Metazoa; Chordata; Aves; Musophagiformes; Musophagidae. The record is from RefSeq and is a predicted model, not a curated record.
AUGGCGCCGGAGUGCGGGAGCCCCUCGGGAGGCCCGGGUGCAGUGCCCCCAUCCCGGCGAUCUGCUCGCAGGGCCCCUCUCCCCGGGCACCCGUCGCUGUGGGCUCCUGAUGGCCAUAUUUUUCUGGAAGCCUUUUCUCCAGUUUACAAAUACGCACAGGAUUUCUUGGUUGCCAUUGCUGAGCCUGUCUGCAGACCGACCCACAUUCAUGAGUACAAGCUGACUGCGUACUCGCUGUACGCUGCUGUGAGCGUUGGCUUACAAACCAGCGACAUCACAGAGUAUUUGCAAAAACUGAGCAAGACUGGUGUCCCAGAUGGAAUAAUUCAGUUUAUCAAGCUGUGUACUGUCAGCUACGGGAAGGUGAAGCUGGUGCUGAAACAUAACAGGUAUUUUGUGGAAAGUACCCACCCUGAUGUUAUUCAGCAGCUUCUGCAAGACCACGUUAUUAAAGACUGUCGCCUGAGAAAUGCUGAGGGUGAAGAAACGGAGCUCAUUACGGAGACAUUCACGAGUAAAUCAGCAAUUUCCAAAUCCAGUGAGGGUGGCCUUGGUCCGUCAACAUCACAGGGAACAGAUUCUCAGAAUAAGCCAGAUGUCCCAGCUGACUUGUUUGAGUUUUAUGAACAGAUGGACAAAGAUGAAGAGGAGGAGGAAGAAACACAAACAGUAUCUUUUGAAGUCAAGCAGGAGAUGAUUGAAGAACUUCAGAAGCGUUGUAUCCAUUUGGAGUACCCCUUGCUGGCAGAAUAUGAUUUCAGAAAUGAUUCCGUGAAUCCCGAUAUUAAUAUAGAUCUGAAACCUACAGCUGUCCUCAGGCCCUAUCAAGAGAAAAGCCUAAGGAAGAUGUUUGGAAAUGGACGAGCCAGAUCUGGUGUUAUUGUCUUGCCAUGUGGUGCUGGCAAGUCUCUAGUUGGAGUGACAGCCGCGUGUACUGUCCGCAAGCGGUGUCUGGUCCUUGGUAACUCUGCAGUGUCUGUGGAGCAGUGGAAAGCCCAGUUCAAGAUGUGGUCCACCAUCGACGACAGUCAGAUAUGUCGGUUCACUUCCGAUGCCAAAGACAAGCCCAUCGGCUGUUCUGUUGCUAUCAGCACAUACUCCAUGUUGGGACACACGACAAAAAGGUCCUGGGAAGCAGAAAGAGUAAUGGAGUGGCUUAAAAGUCAAGAGUGGGGCCUGAUGAUACUUGAUGAAGUACAUACUAUCCCUGCAAAAAUGUUCAGACGUGUGCUCACUAUUGUACAAGCUCAUUGUAAGCUGGGGCUGACUGCUACCCUGGUCAGAGAAGAUGAUAAAAUUGUUGACCUGAACUUCCUGAUCGGACCAAAGCUCUAUGAAGCCAACUGGAUGGAGCUGCAGAACAGUGGCUACAUUGCUAAAGUCCAGUGUGCUGAGGUGUGGUGCCCAAUGUCACCUGAAUUCUAUAGAGAAUACGUAGCCAUCAAAACAAAGAAACGGAUCCUGCUGUACACCAUGAACCCAAAUAAAUUCAGAGCCUGCCAGUUCCUGAUUAAGUUUCACGAGCGACGAAAUGAUAAAAUCAUCGUAUUUGCUGACAAUGUGUUUGCACUGAAGGAGUACGCAAUCAGACUUGGGAAACCCUACAUAUACGGCCCUACUGCACAAGGAGAAAGAAUGCAAAUUCUACAAAACUUCAAGCACAAUCCAAAAAUCAACACGAUUUUCAUCUCCAAGGUCGGUGACACAUCCUUCGACCUGCCGGAAGCCAAUGUUCUGAUUCAGAUCUCGUCCCAUGGUGGAUCUCGAAGACAGGAGGCUCAAAGACUGGGACGAGUGCUGAGAGCGAAGAAAGGCAUGGUUGCAGAGGAAUACAACGCCUUUUUUUAUUCUCUUGUAUCCCAAGACACUCAGGAAAUGGCAUAUUCAACGAAACGACAACGGUUUCUUGUAGAUCAAGGUUAUAGCUUCAAGGUCAAAUACUUGAGAAUUCCAGUUGUGGAAUGUCUUAAUGAAGGUUUUGCUCGCAAGCAAGAACUGUUCCCGUAUUGUUUUAUCAUCUGUAUUACUGUGAGGGUAGAUACAAGUAGCUUAGUACAGCUUCUAGAAAG